This is a messenger RNA of Hemicordylus capensis (graceful crag lizard), 769 nucleotides long. RefSeq names its product proteasome 20S subunit beta 9 (gene PSMB9). NCBI's taxonomy places the organism in Eukaryota, Metazoa, Chordata, Lepidosauria, Squamata, Cordylidae. Gene Ontology annotation, cellular component: proteasome core complex. Bases 86 to 721 code for a protein of 211 amino acids. The transcript has 6 exons. Gene Ontology annotation, molecular function: threonine-type endopeptidase activity. The record is from RefSeq and is a predicted model, not a curated record.
CUCUGCUGUCACUUUCGUUAUCGGCUGGUGCCUCGCGGAAGGAGACGCUCUGUCUUGGUGACGGUCAGACUCACUGAAGACCACCAUGGACAGCCGCGGGGCGCAGAAGAUCAGCACUGGGACAACCAUCAUGGCAGUGGAAUUUGAUGGAGGCGUCGUGGUGGGUUCUGACUCACGAGUCUCUGCCGGGCAGUCUGUCGUGAACAAGGUCUUCAACAAACUAGCCCCCCUGCAUGACCGGAUUUACUGCGCACUCUCUGGCUCAGCAGCGGAUGCCCAGGCAGUUGCUGAUAUGGUGAAUUAUCAACUGGAACUCCACAGCUUAAACAUGGAGGGUCCCCCGCGGGUCCUGGCAGCAGCCACCUUGGUGCAAAACGUCAGCUACAAGUACAAGGAGGAGCUAUCAGCUCACCUCAUGGUGGCAGGAUGGGACUCCAAGAAAGGCGGGCAGGUGUAUGGGACAUUGGGAGGGAUGAUUACCCGGCAGCCUUUUGCUAUUGGAGGAUCUGGGAGCACCUAUAUUUAUGGCUACGUCGACUCUGCCUUCAAACAGGGAAUGGACCAGAAGGAAUGCUGCCAGUUCACCAAAAACGCUCUUGCCCUGGCCAUGUCACGGGACGGUUCCAGUGGAGGUGUCAUCUACCUAGUCACCAUCACAAAAGAUGGCAUCAAGGAGGACGUCGUCCUGGGCGACAACAUCCCCAAAUUUUAUGAUGAAUGAAUUUUUGUUCUUUUUUUUUUUAACUCAAUAAAUGUUGCUCUUGUAGAA